AUGGCAGAUCCCUCAACCUCUCCGCCCCUGACCCGUGCCUCGGUAGCAGAAGCCCGGAAGCUUAUCGAGCCGUUCGUACACCGGACGCCGGUCAUCUCGAGCUCCUCGCUCUCAGAACUCGCCUCCUCACCAGCGCCGGCGAUAGGGGAAGCGGGAACGGGAGCGGAGGAGAAGGGCAAGGCGAAGCCGAAACUUAGGCUCUGGUUCAAGUGCGAGAAUUUCCAGAAGGUGGGCGCUUUCAAGGCGCGCGGCGCGUUUCAUGCUAUCGAGAGGCUGAAGAGGGAGCCGGGCUGGCUGGAGGGCGGAGGCAGGGAGAGGGGCGUAGUUACGCAUAGCUCUGGGAACCACGCGCAAGCGCUUUCACUCGCAGCGCGCACAAAUAACAUCCCGGCUUACAUCGUGAUGCCUUCAAUAUCGGCACCUCCCAAGAUCGCCGCAACGAAGGGCUACGGCGCCAACGUAAUCUUCAGCGGUAGUACAAGCGUCGAGCGCGAGGCCGUCACCGCCAAGGUCAUCGAGGACACUGGCGCCCGCCUCGUGCCGCCCUACGACCACCCGGAUAUUAUCCUAGGACAAGGUACCCUGGGUCUCGAGUUCCAGGAGCAGGUCGAGACUUUGAUGGCCGAGAAGGCGGAAAAGGGUGGAGAAAAGCCGACGAAGAAGAAAGGCCUCGAUGCGAUUAUUGCGCCUUGUGGUGGCGGUGGUAUGCUCUCCGGCGUAGCCCUCUCCUGCGAGGGAACCGGCAUCCGCGUCUUCGGCGCCGAGCCCUCCUUCCAAGGCGCCGACGACGCGAAACGGGGUUUCGAAUCCGGGUCCCGGAUCACCAGCGUCAAAACCCUCACGAUCGCGGACGGCCUGCGCACGCCCGUUGGCGCAAUCCCGUGGUCCGUCAUCUACGACCGGCGUCUCGUGUCCGCGUUUUUCUCCGUCUCCGAGUCCCAGAUCAAGAGCGCCAUGCGCCUCGCGUACGAGCGCCUGAAGGUCGUUAUCGAGCCUAGCUCCGCCGUGCCGCUUGCCGUCGCGCUGUACGAUGAGGCGUUCAGGGAAUUGGUGGAGAGGGAGGCGGGUGACGAGGGCUGGGAUGUGGGGAUUGUUUUUAGUGGCGGGAAUGUUGGGUUAGAUGCCCUAGGGGCUUUGUUUGCUGAGGGGAAGGAGUAA
Molecule: messenger RNA, 1158 nt
Organism: Annulohypoxylon truncatum
Lineage: Eukaryota; Fungi; Ascomycota; Sordariomycetes; Xylariales; Hypoxylaceae
Product: tryptophan synthase beta subunit-like PLP-dependent enzyme
Exons: 3
Coding region: 1-1158 (385 amino acids)
Biological process (GO): L-serine metabolic process; pyruvate biosynthetic process; D-serine biosynthetic process
Molecular function (GO): L-serine ammonia-lyase activity; D-serine ammonia-lyase activity; threonine racemase activity
Source: RefSeq, a predicted model, not a curated record